AUGAACCGUUUUAGAGGAAAGAGGAAGGAAAAGGAAGAGCCUGCGACGAAUGGAGACCACACAAUGCCUUCGUUUCGAGGCUUUCUAAGGGGUAAAAAGGCCCCGGAGGAAAAACCAGAGCCCCAGAUCGAUAUUGCAACCGCAUUACCAUCACAUGAUGAUUUCCGGACGAGUCUACUCAUGACGGGCUUGUCAGCUCGUUUCUCCAUGUUGAGAGAACAGGAUGACCCGAGCAGCAAAAUUGGGAAAGCCAGCGACGACAGUGUGCUGUUCCCCAAACGACAGUCGCGGAUGAUGGACUACGGUUUUAAUGGCGGAGUUGGUCUCAAUGACAUCGCCGAGGUGGAGUCUAUAAGAGCGCCUUUCAACCGCAUGGACUCAUUCGCGUCAGCAGACGAUACAUCUUCAACCAAGGGCAGCAUAAUGAGCAGAGGGAAGCCUACUGAUGGCAAUAAUCUGUUUGGGGGCCGACAAAAGAUUGUAGUUGGAAACAGGACACUCUACGAAAAUGACGUCGCUGGUUCGUCGUUCCAGAAGUGGCGGCGCGAGGAGAGGGAACGUGAGCGCAGGGCUCUCGAGGACGAAGAAGCCAAUGAUGACUCCCAAGGUUGGAGAUCGAGACCCAGUGAAGAGGAAGCGUCUGCUGCAAGACCAGAAUCUCCAUCUGGGCCAAACUUCAGCCGGAGACGAGAGACCUCGUCAACAACUGCCUCGUCCUUGGCGCGCAAUUCCACAGCAGCCACUUCAAUAGCCUCACAACAGUCACAGGCUACAACCGCUUCCACAGCCUCUGGUGCCCCUAUCGAGCGUUCAGUCACUCGGACGAGGAGACUUUACGAGCAGGCGCUGAACCAGGAUCUCCAUGCUAGCCAAUCCACUGCUUUGUCACGCAUUGAUACCCUCACAGGAAAGAAGUCAUUCACCAGGGGCUCUCCCGAUCCAAACUCCUCAACAUCACCUACGAUGGGCUUCGGCUUUGGCGAACGCCGACCUAUAAUGUCCAAGGCCAGCGCUCCUAACUUGAGAACAGCAAGCCCUGCUGCCUCGGCAGCUUCCGGCUCGAACGACCGGGGCAGCAACAUCUCCAUUAAAGAAUCUCGGUUCAACUUUGCUGGGACGCCUCCUCUGAGCCCUCCAAUCAGCGAGACUGGCGAUAUGCCUCUCAUGGCUAUACAGCCCAAUGACGUAGGCAAGGCAACUGCUAUGGGCGUGUUCAACAAACCAAUGCAACCGUACAAUGAGUCCAAGUACGCAGAGCGACAACUCCAGCUACAACAAGGUCGUGACACCCCGACGCUGCGUGACCGGACCGAGUCCAACGCCACGAAUAUGUCCAAGAAUGGUCUGUCGCUACAUACAGACCCGAAGGACAAGUCAGCGGGAUUAACUUUCCUUGAUGAUUCUGACGAUUCCCCAGAUGAGCCUCGGCAUUCCCCCAUUCCUCCCGCUGUUGUUCUAGAAAGACCUGCCGAUAGUGAGCAUCCCGCAUUCAGGCAGGGCUCCCUACCGACACCACUCUCUUUCAAAUCACAAGUGUAUGACCCACCACACGAUCCUUCACCACCGCUAUCUAAGCCUGAGAUGUUCGAAUCACCUAUAAUUCCACAACACACCACGCCGGUCGACUCGCCUACGCUGGGUUCUCCGGGCCUUCUCACAACUGGCCUGAGUGGCAUGGUGCGUCAGCACAUGCGGACGGAAAGCAGCACAUCUUCUAUCUACGGGCCUAGCUCCUCGGGCCUGGAGGUUAAGUUUCCAGCUGCCUCGCGCGAUUCAACCGUUCUGGCAAUCAUGGGUGAUGGUUUAGGGGUGAGCAGUUGGCAGGACCAGCAGUGGAAUCCCUAUGAGGACGAAGCCGCCGAGUCUCGCAUCAGUCAGCACACGCUUGUUCAAGACGACACACCGACAGAACCGGAACCGUCAUCGCAGCCGGAGCCAGUCGAAAUCACAGACAACGACACCAGCCCGGUUAAGGAGGAAGACCCCGAUGACUUUGCCAACCGGGUCGCGAUUGCGAGGCGUCGUGUUCAGGAAAGACUGACCACAUCUUAUCUCGAAUCUGCCGACAGCAGCCGGGCGCCUUCGCCUCAACCGCAGGAGCGCGAGAUGCCUGUACCAGCCAAACCCAGUCCGUUUGGUCUGCUCAGGGGCAAGUCAAGUCGGGGAUCUCUGGCUGACAGGAAUCGCAGUGGUCCACCCAGGAAGGCUUUGCAGACUCUAGGCAUUGGUGCCACGACCAUGAGCUCAUCGCCCAGCCCUUCUAAACAAUCCUUCGAAGACGCCGGCCUUGCCCCUAUGAGGGAGGAGGCGGAGGUCAACUCGAGGGUAGAGACAACUAGGCGCCAGUUUGAGGACAAGGUCAAGGAAAAGGACUCGGAUGCUCGGUCGCUGAGGUCUACGAAAUCCACCAGGUCUUUGACGGACAAGGACGAUGAACAGACUCACCCUGGUCUGCGCGCCUUCAGACAGGCUCGUCGACAGCUUCAGAAGCAAAAGGAACUUGCCGUUCUUGCCCGGCAUCAGGGUCAAGGAGAGGGGGUCAAGAAUGAAGAGUCUGACGCUCAAAGUGACAGCAAUCCGCAGGAACGAACACCAUCCAGAACCCGACACCCCAGGCGGGACUUCAGCGAGGAUUCGUAUCGCAGUGGCACAUCGAUGUCUCCUCCACGCAAGGAGCGCGACAGGAGUGGGUCUGAAACGAGUAAUGGCAGGGUCCCACCUCGACCGCCUCGUCUUCGCAACAACUCGACUCCCUACGAAAACCAGCAGCUGAACGAUUCCGAUAACACACCACGCCGCCUGAUGCUGCGAUCGCCGGGGCUUCCUGGUACCGACAUCAAGAGGUCGCCGAUUAUGCCGCCUCAGCCUUAUCCUGGCGCUAUGUCGUCGCCCAAAGGCUUCUCUAGAUCAGCUUCUUCGGGAAAUCUGAGGGUUAACCCUGGACGAGUUGGAGAAUUGGCGCCCAUUUCUCCUAUCGCCCCAUUGGGUGGUCUCCCAAACAGCCCGAGGCAUCAGUUUGUUCCUCCUUCGCCUGCCGCGAAUUCCUCUUCGGCCUUUCCGGGCCCUUCAGGAUCAACUACCAACAGCACUCUGAACGAGGCGAAGAAGAAAUUUAUCAACAAGAAGGACAUCUCUGAUCCGACACUGGUGAUGAGCACUAGCCGCGUUCCGACGGUGAAUCUGCCCCAUAGCCAACCUUCAUCGGACAGCGCAGGGGCGGGAUCGGAUCAGCGUAAUGCUCCUCCACUCCCACCGAUAAACCCUAGGCGAACUCGAGGUGUCAUGAAUGGCUUCCUCGGACGAAAGAAUAGUGAUUAUGACGACGAGAAUUUAGCUACCUCGAGCUCCCCACAUCUCCCUCUGACGAACUCAAGUGGCUCGCUCGGGGGCUCGAGGACGGCAGACGAUGGCCGCAGUGCUUUCUCCGUUAGCGACGACGAGGAAGACAAGCCGGUCAGUAGAUGGCGGCUCAGGAAGGCGAAUCCGGAAGGACAAGGGUCUAACUCGCAGGCUUCUGCCGCACCAUCACUGGGCGCUGCUGGGCCCUUUGGACCUCCGCGGGAUACGCGAGCAUUUGUCUCAGCUGCACCGCCGGUGGGCCGGUCAGUGAUGACUGCCCCGACAAGGAAACCUAGUGCUCUGCCGGGUGGGAUGAUUUGA
Molecule: messenger RNA, 3660 nt
Organism: Pyricularia grisea
Lineage: Eukaryota; Fungi; Ascomycota; Sordariomycetes; Magnaporthales; Pyriculariaceae
Exons: 1
Coding region: 1-3660 (1219 amino acids)
Source: RefSeq, a predicted model, not a curated record